AAGGCUUUUUUGUUUUAUCUUCUGGGGCAAUCAAUAGCAGUGCCUCUCUCUCCUGUCUUGGGAGAGCAAGGACAGCCUGUGAGUUGAAGAGAUCAUCCAAAAGCUCACCCUCCAUAUCAAAUGAGUUUUCUUUAUAGUGAUAGACAGAACAAAUUCCCCCUCAACAAUCCCCAAAGAAAAGCUGGAAAAGCUGGGCUAAAGUGUGUCUUUUCUUCCUUUCCUGCUUUCUUUCUCAUCCAGCAUCUUUCACCUUUGUAGCAGAAUCCUCUUUUCCCUUUCCUAUCCCCAAUCCCUUAAUUCAUCCCUUUUCUUUUCAAUUUGUUCAUGGUAUCAAACUUUUGUUGAAAAAUUUCCAACCUUUCUUUGUCUAAGCUCUCAAAGUUGUGUUUUUGAUUCCUUUUUGGUGCAUUAUGUAACUCAAUGGCGCUUCCUCAUUGAAGACUAGAUGUUGAUUCUUUUCUGACCACUUUGUUUUGCAUGUUGUUUUCUUGCUUUUUUGGGAUUAUUAAGUCCAUUUGGAGGUGUUUUUCUCUCUUAUGUGUCCUUCUUCCGUCCUUUCUUUACUCUUGUCUCAAAUUUUCUGAGCCCUUUCUUCUUGAGUUCUGAAUUUUUCUUUGAAUCCUUCUUCCAAUUUGGGAGUUGGUUUCCAUGGGACUCUGCCACGGAAAACCAAUCCAAGACCCCCCAGUUCAAGAAGAAGGCCCUGAGAUUCCCAGCGAUGAGGGUCCCCUGACGAAUGCCGCCACCCCGAAAGCCCCAAAGCUCCCGUUCCUGAGCCCAAGCCCUUUGCCGAGCUCUUACAAGAGCUCACCGGCCAAUUCCAGCGUGAGCUCCACCCCUCUGCGGUUGUUCAAGCGAGCAUUCCCUCCUCCGUCUCCGGCGAAGCACAUCAAGGCUUUGCUUGCUCGCCGCCAUGGUUCGGCGAAGCCGAACGAGGCAACGAUCCCUGAGGGAAAUGAAGCUGAAUUGGGACUGGAUAAGAGCUUUGGGUUUUCAAAGCAGUUCUGUUUGAAGUAUGAGCUUGGUGAGGAGGUCGGGCGCGGGCAUUUUGGGUAUACUUGCUCGGCUGGGGUGAAGAAGGGGGAGUUGAAGGGCCAAGAGGUGGCAGUUAAGGUUAUCCCAAAAGCAAAGAUGACAACAGAUAUUGCCAUUGAAGAUGUAAGAAGAGAAGUGAGAAUAUUGAGAUCUCUCACAGGACAUCAGAAUCUUGUGCAAUUUUAUGAUGCUUAUGAGGAUGAGGACAACGUGUACGUAGUGAUGGAGUUAUGCAGAGGAGGUGAACUAUUAGAUAGGAUACUUUCAAGGGAUGGCAAAUACUCAGAACAAGAUGCUAAGGUUGUCAUGGUCCAGAUUUUAAGUGCUGUUGCUUUCUGUCAUCUCCAAGGUGUUGUACACCGUGAUCUCAAGCCAGAGAACUUUCUUUUUGCUUCCAAGGAUGAGAAUUCUCCCCUGAAGGCUAUAGACUUUGGUUUGUCAGACUUUGUGAAGCCAGAUGAAAGGCUUAAUGACAUUGUUGGAAGUGCGUAUUAUGUUGCUCCUGAAGUUCUUCAUAGAUCUUAUGGUACUGAGGCCGAUAUGUGGAGCAUUGGUGUUAUUGCCUAUAUUCUUCUAUGUGGAAGUCGCCCAUUCUGGGCCAGAACUGAAUCAGGUAUCUUUCGAGCUGUCCUGAAGGCCGAGCCAAAUUUUGAGGAGGCUCCUUGGCCUUCGCUGUCUGCUGAGGCUAGAGACUUUGUCAAAAUGUUGCUGAAUAAAGAUUAUCGUAAGAGAAUUACUGCUUCACAAGCUCUUGGUCAUCCUUGGCUUCGAGAUUCACAGGUUAUUAAACUUCCUAUGGAUAUUAUAGUUUAUAGGCUUACAAAAGCUUAUAUAUGUUCAUCAUCUUUGAGGAAAUCCGCUUUGAGGGCCCUUGCCAAGACCUUGACAGUGGAUCAGCUCUAUUAUCUGCAUGAGCAAUUCCAAUGGUUAGGGCCAAACAAGAAUGGCUAUAUCUCCUUACAAAACUUCAAGAUGGCCUUGGUGAAGAACUCGACUGAUGCAAUGAAGGACUCAAGGGUUCUUGAUUUCGUGAACACGGUAAGUUCUCUUCAGUACCGAAAACUAGAUUUUGAAGAAUUCGUGGCUGCUGCCAUAAGUGUGCAUCAGCUGGAAGGACUAGAAAGUUGGGAGCAAGUUGCACGCCGAGCAUAUGAGUUCUUUGAGAAGGAUGGGAACCGCUCCAUAGUGAUUGAGGAACUUGCAUCGGAACUUGGGCUCAGCCCCUCAGUCCCGGUCCAUGUUGUUCUCCAAGGCUGGAUAAGGCAUUCUGACGGGAAGCUUAGUUUAAUGGGAUUCAUCAAACUUCUACAUGGGGCAUCCUCACGCUCAACUCCAAAGGCUUAGACAAUGACUCAAUCAAAGAAUUCUACUUCUUAUGGAGCAAGACUUCGAGAAGCAUCUAGUUGAAUUGUGAGUCAAGGAAGGCCAAUCAUACCAAACCAUGCAGGUCCAGGACCAAGGCAUGUAAUGAAAAGGGUGAGUUCUUGCCAGGAUCUUGAAGGCUGUCCUGGUCUUUGCGCCACAUCAUUUUUUUUUUGUUUCUCAGUACACAUGGUUUGUGCAGUAAAGCCAUGCAGAGGCAUGUACAGAUGCAAAAAACAGGGAGUCUAAAAGGCUCAAGGAAAUUAAAUCUACGUUUCUGGCUUUUCCACUCA
Molecule: messenger RNA, 2690 nt
Organism: Elaeis guineensis (African oil palm)
Lineage: Eukaryota; Viridiplantae; Streptophyta; Magnoliopsida; Arecales; Arecaceae
Product: CDPK-related kinase 1
Biological process (GO): protein phosphorylation
Molecular function (GO): protein kinase activity; ATP binding
Source: RefSeq, a predicted model, not a curated record